Molecule: messenger RNA, 397 nt
Organism: Limulus polyphemus (Atlantic horseshoe crab)
Lineage: Eukaryota; Metazoa; Arthropoda; Merostomata; Xiphosura; Limulidae
Product: fas-binding factor 1 homolog
Exons: 3
Biological process (GO): cilium assembly; establishment of epithelial cell polarity
Cellular component (GO): ciliary transition fiber; centriole; ciliary basal body
Source: RefSeq, a predicted model, not a curated record
GUCGUUGCAAGCCCUUAUGGACCAAUUACAGGCGAGAACUCUUGAACUUAGUGGUUUACAAGCCAAAGUAGAAAGUAAACACCAACAGACAUUUGAAGAAAGAGAAGCACUUCUUCAAGCAAAAGAUAAAGAACUGAAGGCUCUGGAACUAAGAUUGCAGCAUCAGCAGGAAGAAGCUGAACAGGAGCGGAGUAGACUUCAGAUACUAAUUCUGCGAUUAGAGUCUCGUCUUCAGCAACAAACAAAAGAAGGAGAAGAGUCCUUCUGUGUUAGAGUCUGUCUUCAGCAACAAACAAAAGAAGGAGAAGAGGUAAUAUCUAGUUAUAUAAUUAACUUUCCUUUAAGUCCUUAUGUGUUAGAGUCUCGUCUUCAGCAACAAACAAAAGAAGGAGAAGAG